Marasmius oreades (fairy-ring Marasmius) is the source of this 894-nucleotide messenger RNA. It is a transcript of the gene TVP38, whose product is annotated as Tlg2-vesicle protein. The record is from RefSeq and is a predicted model, not a curated record. Gene Ontology annotation, biological process: mitotic spindle elongation; vesicle-mediated transport. Gene Ontology annotation, cellular component: Golgi membrane. Lineage: Eukaryota; Fungi; Basidiomycota; Agaricomycetes; Agaricales; Marasmiaceae. The transcript has 9 exons. Bases 1 to 894 code for a protein of 297 amino acids.
AUGGCCGCAGGUGAACCCAGUGCCAAUUGUACUGGACUCUGGUUUUCUCUCAAAUAUUACUUUGUGACCAUUCUUCGCCGAUAUCAGAGGUUGCCCACAUAUGGAAAGCUUUUGAUAUGGCUGGUCACACUAUUCUACCUCUGUUUAGGAAUAUUUGUUAUCGUCGUUUCGCCGAGUCGCAUUGCACAGUUCCUGUAUGAUCAAGCCAAGAAGUUAUCCGAAACGAGGUUCGGUUGGCUUGUCCUCGGGGGCGCGAUUAUUCUCAUCUCAUUUCCUCCGAUGACUGGGCACUCGACUCUGACGACUUUAUGUGGCUUUGCAUAUGGCAUGAAGGGUUUCGCAAUCACCGCAGUCGCAUCUGUUCUUGGUUCUGCGCUUGCCUUUACGAUAUUACGGACGCUUUUUACCGCAAGACUUCGCUCAUGGUCAUCCAAGAACGAGAAGUGGCAAGCACUCGAGUCUGUUAUGAGAGCAAAAGGUCUUUCUUUAAUCAUUCUCGUCCGAGUGAGCCCCUUCCCGCCAUGGGUGUACUCCAAUUCCUUGUUUGCUUCAAUAGAAUCCGUUUCGUUAUGGCAAUUCGUUGUAGCCACCCUGUUCAUCUUCCCUAAGUUGCUAUUGCAAGUCUUCGUUGGCUCUCGUAUCGCAGCACUAUCCGACGGUGAUAGUAGGGGCCACAUGGACAAACACACGAGGGUCCUGAACGGUCUCCUCAUUGGCGGCGGUAUCACCUUUGCAAUUUGCGCCAGCGCACUCGUAUACACUCUUGUUCAACGUCAUAUCAAGAACUUGCCAGAACUUCCCCAAGAUGUAGACGAUUUGGCUGCAGAAGCUAUUGAAGUGUAUGAUGAAUCAGCACCGCUAUUAGGACCCGAGUCCUUGACCGACGACGUCUAG